Molecule: messenger RNA, 2451 nt
Organism: Kwoniella shivajii
Lineage: Eukaryota; Fungi; Basidiomycota; Tremellomycetes; Tremellales; Cryptococcaceae
Exons: 19
Coding region: 1-2451 (816 amino acids)
Biological process (GO): retrograde transport, endosome to Golgi
Cellular component (GO): GARP complex
Source: RefSeq, a predicted model, not a curated record
AUGGCUUCAUCAUCUACCUCGAGAGCGACAACGCCGUCACCAAGAGCGAAUCAUGCGGAGAUGCCGCUUGGCGCACACAGGAAGACCAGUGAGAGUGUCUUGGAUAGAUUGACAAGAGACUUUCCAGACGCAAGCUCACUGAGCAGACACCAGCAUAUACACGCUCGCCUUCAAAUAGAGAUUCUAGAUGUCAGAGACGAAGUAGCGAGACUGAAAGCUGAAUUGAGAAGGGAUCAAGAUCCUGGCAAGAUGACCAAGAUACAAACUCAAAUUAGUCAAUUGAUGCUUCAAAUCAACAUUAUUCGGGAAAAGGCAGCAGAAGCAGAAGCUAUCGUUAAAACAAUCACUUCAGAUAUACAGAAAUUAGAUACCGCGAAGAGUAACCUGACGAGCGCUAUUCAGAUGUUGGAAAGAUGGGGAAUGCUGAGGAACGCUCAUGGUCAGUUAAAAGAGCUACUACCCACCAAAAACUACAAGGAAAUGUCACAAGCUUUAUCCGCUGUAACGCACCUCUUGACACCUCUUAAACCACUAUCGGGCAUACCAGCAGUGUCUGAAAUCUUCAGAGCUGCUGAAUCUGAUCGUAAAUCGAUUCAAGAGAAGGUAGCGAUUGAAAUGGACGCUUUUUUUAAGCAAGACCCUAAUAGACCAGUAGAAAGGAGGACGGUAGCGGAAGUCUGUUUGGUCAUUGAAGUGCUUGGAGGAGAUUUCAGAAAUCACAUAAUCGAGAGGUAUAUCCAACUUCAACUAGCGGAGUACAGGCGUAUAUUCAGAUCUACCGAUGAAGCUGGUCAAUUGGAUAACGUACCCCGUCGGUAUGCAUGGUUCCGCCGUGUGCUCAAACAUCACGAUGAAGAAGAUGCCUCCCUAUUCCCACCGUCGUGGGAGAUGACCCGACUAUUGGUAUCGAAUUUUGCCGAAUAUACAAGAAGCGAUUUGGCCAACGUUUUGGGAAAAUCCACUCCUGCCGUUAAUGUACUACUGGACGCUUUGCAAGCUACCUUGGACUUCGAAGCUGGAUUUGCAAGGAGAUUUGAUAUGCCUUUUGAAGAUGUUACUGCCGGUGGGCUUACUGCUAGAGGUGGUGUUCAAACCAAAUGGACGAUAUCAAGUAUAUUCGACAACUAUUUCAAUGUCUAUGUGGAUGCUCAAGAUAGAGCUAUCGCAGACAUGCUGUCGGCUUAUCGAGGCUCAAGAUCACGCUCAUCGAUGGAAGGUGCUAUGCAAACAGAAACAGAUACACCUGUACCUACUGUACUUCCAUCAUCAACGGAGUUGUUCUACUUUUACGGUCAAACGCUGGAGCAAUGUGACAAGUAUACUAAAGGAGAGCCAAUGAGGAAGUUGGGCAAGGUUUUCGGCAAAUGGCUGAAAAUAUACUCUGACGAUGUUUUGUUGGCGGGUCUCAAAAAAGAACCUGGUCGACGGUCAAUUGAAGGAAAAGACAACCUCCAAGAGUUGAAGAAUGCUUGUAUAAUACUGAAUACUGCAGAGUACUGCCAAAACACCUCUUUACAGCUCGAAGAGAGGCUGAAAGACAAGAUUGCAGCAGAAUACAAAGAAGCUAUAUCAUUCCAAUCUGAUCGAGAUACUUUUUCCACCGUGAUAUCAGCCUGUAUUACGACCAUCUUGCGUGAGAUGGAGUCAUCGUGCGAACCUGCUUUCGCAGCAAUUUUGAAGACACCCUGGAUGCACUUGGAAAACGUUUCAGGUAGAUCCGCAUACAUAGUGGACCUCGUAGGAUCCAUCAAACAAGUAGCAGAAGUAGUCAGAGCCAGAGUAGAGGGAAAGAAAUAUAUCAGAAAUUUUGCUGAUAAAGCUGUCGGAGUUGUGAUAACAAGAUUCACCCAAUCGGUUAUUAAGAGCAGACCACUACGAAAGAUCGGUGCGGAACAAAUUCUUCUGGACGUACAAGCUGUCAAAGCUUGUUUGCUAGAUCUACCUGAACCUCAUCCGGAGAACUCGACGAACGCAUACACCAAAUACGUCACGAAGAAUACCGGUCAACUAGAAACUAUGUUGAAGGUCAUUCUGGCGCCAGACGAUCCUCCAGAAGGCUUUGUUCAGAACUACUGCUUGUUGAUUGGGGAUCGAAGUUUCAGUAAUUUCCAGAAGAUCCUCGACCUCAAGGGAACUCCUAGGACUGAUCAACAAAAAUUACUCGACAUCUUCUUAUCAGUCACGUCAACCAACUCCGAUUUAUCGGAUACAUCUUUCCUCACUCACAUAGAUAUGGAUCCUACUCCAUCGGUAGACGUCACAAGGGUAGCCUCACCAGUAUCUGGAAGCGGUAUUUUCUCGCCACAUACAAGUAAUGCUGGAUUACCCGGAUUGUUGAGAUCAGCAAGUGGAGAAGGAGGAGAUAGGAGCGAGACACCAAAGGCAUUUGGUGAUUUCAGGAGAUUAGUAAACUUUGCUAGGAGAGAGACGUUGGGUCCCUUAGGUCAUUAG